AUGGCUAAUAGUGGAUCUAGCUCAUCUAGUUCAAGCUCAGAAAGUUCUAGUUCGUCAUCGUCCAGUUUUUCCUCUUCAUCAAGUGACUACUCGCGUAGAGGAGACCGUCGGCGCCGUCAGGCCCGCAACCGUGAGCGCGAGAACGAGCGCGUGGCUGAGGGAGGCCGAGACCGUAUCCGAGCCAAUCCCGCCCAUCCGCCUGUUGCCAUGGAUCAGCCCUUGCCAGUUAAUGUGGUAGAACAACCAGCAGCUCAAGAGCAUGGGGGACAGCAGCACGAGAUUGGAGGGGGCCUGGACGGAGAGCAGGUUCCGAUUGAGGCUCAACUUAAUCGCGUGGUUUAA
Daphnia pulicaria is the source of this 342-nucleotide messenger RNA. RefSeq names its product ADP-ribosylation factor-like protein 6-interacting protein 4. The record is from RefSeq and is a predicted model, not a curated record. NCBI's taxonomy places the organism in Eukaryota, Metazoa, Arthropoda, Branchiopoda, Diplostraca, Daphniidae. The transcript has a single exon. The coding region runs from base 1 to 342 and encodes 113 amino acids.